UCGAGCUUCGGAACAACUGUUGAACGCAUCUGCGCUCACAACGCAGCCUGCAUUCUGUAUAAUAAGCGAUUGGCUAGCCCGCGACCCAUUCCUGUCGGGACCGUGGAGCGAAUCAGACGCUCACUCGCGACGCGCGACACCCGAGCAAACUAACAGUCGGUACUUCAUCGCCGCGAACAUGAAGUGCGUUCGUAUUUGUGCCCUUUUUGUUCUUAUAUGGACUGCGAAUGCCCGCGAAACAUCUCUGAAACAAGAGAUAGCCGCUCUGAGCGAACAGAUCGAGUUGCUGAAGACAACCCACUCGUCCGAUGUAUCCAGUCUGAAGAAAGAAAUACAGGAAUUAAAUUGAAACGUGCAUUGGCUGAAGCUCGUGAUCUGGCUCACCUGGCGCGCACUCAGGAAGCGCGAGUGGACAAGUUGGACAACGAGGUGGAGAGGAUCAAGUACGAGCAACAAGAAUUAAGAUCGAUGACUGUUCUGAUGCGGACUGGUACAGGAAAAUUGUUAAAGGAGCUGAAGACAAACAAGCUGGACAACGUCUACACUUCCAACGAUGUAAUGGAUCAACGCGAGAUUGAGAAGGAACUAAAGAUGAAACAUGGUCGCCGCCAUAGAAUACGCCACAGCAAAAUGGUUCACGCACAGAUCUCUCGCCUUGCCCGUACGCAAGAACAGCUCGAUACUUAUCAACAAAACCUGCAGACGCAAAUACUUGACGUACAAAGGCGACUCGACCGCGUUGAGGAACCCAACUGGAACCUAAUGUCAGAAAAAGUGGACAACAUUGAAUACGAAAGCAAGACUUUGCGAGACGAAAUAAAAAAUGUUACCCAAAAAUUAUCUGACUUCGAAAAAAUUCACGCUUCUGUGUUGGAGCUUCGCGAAGAUAUCGAGAGCAUUGAAAAUAAGGCUGAUAGAACUAUUCCUGAAUUCAGAAAGGAAAUCUCGAAACUAGACGUCAGCGUUGCACAGUUGAACGCUCAAUCAUCGUAUUUGAAAGAAGACCAAGAGAAUUUGCGCCAAUCGGUGAAGGCUAUUGCUGUGAGCAUUAGUAACACGAUCGACCGCGCUGCGAUGGAUCGACUGGCCAUUAAGGAGAUGAAUGAAACUGUGAUCGAACUUCAAACCAGGUCCAAAAAGCAUUACUCCUGGUUUAACGACCGUAUUCUCAAGAGUGAGGCCAAUAACUCUUAUUUGCUGAACAUGGUGAAUAAUGAAACUGUAGGAAUGUUACUGCCAGAGCUAAUGGGUGAAGUUAAAACCUUGCAACCAGUAGAAAGGGAAUAUGAAGAUCUCGUAAGUAAGCUUCCUAAAGAUUGCUCCGAGGUUUCCGGUCCAGACGGCCUAUACCUGAUCCAUCCAGGAAAAUCUCCUGUUGAGACUUGGUGCUCCAAUGGCAGUACCCUUCUUCAACGUCGUGUAAAUGGAUCUGUUGAAUUUAAUAGGAAAUUUUCGGAAUACGUUUACGGUUUUGGUAAUGCCAGUUCUGAAUUUUGGCUCGGCCUAGAGUCUAUGCAUCAACUAUCCUCUGACAAUUGCUCGUCAAUGAGAAUUGAAAUGACUGACAUUUACGGAAGCAGCUGGUUCGCCGAGUAUGACCAUUUCUCUGUCGGUAGCGCUGACACGGGAUAUAUUCUCGAUGUGAGUGGGUUCUUUGGAAAUGCAAGUGAUGCUUUCGAAUACCAGAACCAUAUGGAAUUUUCGGCUAUUGAUCGUGACCGAGAUAUUUCCAACACUCAUUGCGCUGGGAAUUACGAAGGAGGAUGGUGGUUCUCUCACUGCCAACACGUCAAUAUUAAUGGAAAAUACACUUUAGGAUUGACAUGGUUUGAUUCGGGUAGAAACGAAUGGAUUGCAGUUGCAUCCAGCGAGAUGCGCUUGCGCCGUCGUCUUGGAUGCGUUUAGAUAAUAAAGAAGUCAUUUAUGCAUUAUAACUAUUAAAAAUAUUAUAGACGCACAUUGUGCAUAUAAAUUAAUCAAUAAUCAUACCAAAGAUAACCUAGUAGCAAACAAAUCGUACUUAUAUUUAACGCUUCAGGAGAGUUUGAGUAGAAGAUAUUGUUUAAUUAAAAUUUUCCUUAUAUCAUUAUCGUUCUGAUAAUAUUUCUAUAACUCACAUUACCUUUUUUAAACACUUGCUACAACUGGUUCACCUUAAAGUCAUAGAAAUAGAAACAAACACUUAUUUCUAGUUGCCUACAUUUUUUAUGUCAAUAAAAUUAUUGAUUUCAUUUAUUUAUUAAAUUGUUAUACGUUGAACGUACGAAUUUAUAUUAUUUAAGGUUUACUUUGUUCUAAAAGUAUGCAUACUAAGUGCAAGCUAGUAACAUGAACCCAAAUGACGUCAUGUAACUUAUGAUAAGAAUUGGAUGCAAUGAAUAACGACUACUAUAUUGGGAAAUUACUUAAGUUUCUUUUUUAUUUUUUUUAACUUUAGUCGAUAAUUGAACUUUCCUUUUUCUUAAUGUGUUAUUACUUUAUGUACAUUUUAAACUAAAAUUUAAUAGUGAGAUAAUUUGUAAUUAAUAUUGUUAUGCCUAAUUUUACUUAAUUAAGAUACCAGUUCAUUGAUUUAUAUAUCUUAUCUGUAUUUUUAUAAUGCUAUGUAGUUAUUUUAUGCCGAAAGUGUCAUAUCAAUUUAUCUUUGAGCUAAUUACUUAAAUUCAAAUUAAACACAUACUUGUUUAGUCGUACACUUUAGUUAACAACCAUCAGUUUUUAAUUAUUAUAUUUACUACUAUGUAUUUGAAAGCUUAAUUAAUGAAUUAGUAGUAUAAUGUAGAAGUAGAUUACCGAACUAUUGCACUCCUACUGCGGUCAAUAGUAAUGGAAUUACCAAAUAAAAGCAUCAAUAAAA
Bicyclus anynana (squinting bush brown) is the source of this 2857-nucleotide messenger RNA. It is a transcript of the gene sca, whose product is annotated as protein scabrous. The record is from RefSeq and is a predicted model, not a curated record. Lineage: Eukaryota; Metazoa; Arthropoda; Insecta; Lepidoptera; Nymphalidae.